AUGGAAAAGACGUUUCCCUGUCCAUAUUGUGAGAAAGAAUUUCGUUAUGAAUCUCAGUUUGAAAUCCACCAGAGGACCCACACAGGGGAGAGGCCUUUUAAGUGCAGCAUUUGUAACAAAGGGUUCAUGCAGCCCUCAGAUGUUCGAGUCCAUGAGAGAAUCCAUACGGGAGAGAAACCUUACAAGUGUCUGAUCUGCCAUCAAAGGUUCACGCACGACUCUACCCUGAAGUGCCACCAAAGGAUCCACACAAAAGAGAGGCCGUUUGAGUGUCCAGUGUGUGCACAAAAGUUCAGCCACAAGGGGAACCUCAAUGUGCACCGGCGAAUCCACAGUGGGGCAAAACCUUACACCUGUUCUGUGUGUCAUCGUUCCUUCCGUCAGCUGGGAACGUUCAAGCGCCAUGAAAGAAACCAUUCCAAAACCACCCCCCAGUGA
Molecule: messenger RNA, 438 nt
Organism: Elephantulus edwardii (Cape elephant shrew)
Lineage: Eukaryota; Metazoa; Chordata; Mammalia; Macroscelidea; Macroscelididae
Product: zinc finger and SCAN domain-containing protein 5B-like
Exons: 1
Coding region: 1-438 (145 amino acids)
Biological process (GO): regulation of transcription by RNA polymerase II
Cellular component (GO): nucleus
Molecular function (GO): RNA polymerase II cis-regulatory region sequence-specific DNA binding; DNA-binding transcription factor activity, RNA polymerase II-specific
Source: RefSeq, a predicted model, not a curated record